Plasmodium adleri (nom. inval.) is the source of this 7638-nucleotide messenger RNA. Its product is annotated as conserved Plasmodium protein, unknown function. Gene Ontology annotation, molecular function: GTPase activator activity; beta-tubulin binding. The record is from RefSeq and is a predicted model, not a curated record. The coding region runs from base 1 to 7638 and encodes 2545 amino acids. The transcript has 2 exons. Gene Ontology annotation, biological process: microtubule cytoskeleton organization; tubulin complex assembly; post-chaperonin tubulin folding pathway. Lineage: Eukaryota; Apicomplexa; Aconoidasida; Haemosporida; Plasmodiidae.
AUGGAAAGUAGAAGAACAUUUUUUAGAGAAAAUGAAGAAGUAAAGAAAAAAUUAGAAACUGUUAUGAACAUUAUAAAUAAAGAUGAUGAUAAAUAUAUUUUAGAUAAUUUUAAUAUAAUAUUAGAUAAUUUAUCUUAUUUAAAAAAUUGCUUAAAUAGUUAUAGAGAAGUAAAAAAUGUUUUAGAUCCUCAUUUGAAUUUAUUAGUACAUUCAUUCUUAGAUAUUUUGAAAAAAUCUUUUAAAAAUGUUCAGUAUAUUAUAUGCCAUUAUAAAAAAAAUUUAAAUGAGGAAGAAAAGAAAAGAAAUGAAAAUGAAAAUGAUAAUAUAAAUGUAGAAAUAAAUAAAUAUAAUAAUAAUAAAAAUAAUAAUAAUAAUAAUAAUAAUGAUGAUGUUAAUAUUAAUUGUGGUACUCUACAAAUAUGUAGAGAAAGACAAUUUAAUUCUGAUUUAUCAAAACAAAAUUUAAUAAGUGGAAAUAAUUGUAAUAAUAAUUCACUUGAAGAUAAAGAAAAAAGAAUACAUUCCAUGAUGAAUAUAGAUAGUGUAGCGAAUAAAGAAAUUAUUAACAACAAGAUUUAUUAUCAUAAUGAUGAUUAUUCUUAUAUAACAUAUAUGAAUUUGAAAACAAAUUUAAAAAGUAAAUAUUCUGAUGAUGAAAUGUUAAAUAUCUAUAUAAUAAUUAAAGAAAUAUAUAAAUAUUAUAAUACACUUAUAUCAGUGAGAGGAGAGAAAAAAAUAAAGGCUCUUUUUACAUGUAAUUCUUUUUAUUUAGAUAAUAUUGUUGAUUUAUUACUUUUAUUAAAAAGAGAAGAGAAAAUAUUUGAAUAUAUAAGUAAUUUAGUAUACAACAAGACAGGUGAAAACAAUUCUUGGGUUUUUUCAUAUAUUUUAAUAAUAUGGUUAUCUUUUUGUUUAUAUAUACCUUUCAAAUUAAUAGAUAUAGAUAAGGAUAUGUUAAAUAAAAUUGAAGAAAUUUAUUAUUAUUAUAUAAAAAAAAAUGAAAAAUCAAAAGAAGCCUGUUCUAUAUUAUAUCCUAAUUUUUUACGUAGACCUGAUGUGUAUGAAUCUAAAAUAUAUUUUUAUCAUUUCUUUCUUAUUUCUAAAGAAAUAAUAAUGAAAUUAAUAUAUAUAGAUUCAGAAAAGGAUAAAAGUAAAGAAUCGAAAGAUGAAUCAUUUUAUAUUAUUACAAAUAAGGAAUUUCCUUCUUAUUGUGACAAUAUGAAGUUUAAUAAUAUAAUUUUACAUGGUAUUUUAUUAACACAUAAAAGGGUAUUGAAGAGAGUAGAAAAGAAAAUACUUUUGAACUACAAAAAGUUUUAUAAUUACUUUUUAAUACAGAAUUAUAAAUAUUUAGAUUUUACUGAGACUUCAAAAGCAUUAAAAAUUUUAUGUUUAGGUUAUUAUGCAUUAUUAUUCUUAGAAAAAAAUGAAGAUUAUAACGAUGUGACAAAAACACAUGAUGAAAAGAAUAAUAAUGUGAAUUGUAAUAAUGAUAUAUUAAAUAAAAGAAAAGAAGAAACAAAAAAUGAAAAUAAUAUAUAUAAACUUAAUAAGAAAGGUACUUUAUUCAAGUCAAAUAUUUGUUUUAAUAGUUUAGAUUAUGAACAUAUGUAUAAAGAUCAUCCACUUUUUCAUACGUUACCUAUGUAUCUAAAUAUCAAUGAUGCUUUUAUAGAAUAUAAGAGAGCUCAUGAAAAUAAACAUUUUGAUAUGUUGGAAAAAAAAAAUUUUAAAAUUAAGGAUAAUUUAAAAAAAGAAAAAGAUAAUAUAAAUACAAGUGAUAAUAUGAUUGUACAUUUUAAUUAUAAUAAUACUACUGAUAUUGAGAAGAAUAAAUGUGAAGAUGAUGUAAUGGGUCAUGAUAAAAAAAAUAAUAAUAUUAAUAAUAAUAAUAAUAAUAAUAAUAAUAAUAAUAAUAAUAAUAGUAAUAUUAAUAAUAAUAUUAAUAGUAAUAUUAAUAAUAAUAAUAAUAUUAAUAAUAAUAAUAAUAUUAAUAAUAAUACUAAUAUUAAUGUUAAUAUUAAUAGUUAUAGUAAUAAUAAUAUAUAUUAUAAACCAAGUUAUGAAGAACAAUUAGAACAUAUUAAAAUUGUUGGAGGGAAAAGAUUCAUUUGUGAAAGUCAUAUUAUUGAAAUACUUAAUAUAUUUUUUUUUUAUUUUAAUGAUAAAAAUAGUUAUAUUAGAUGGUGUUUAUCAAAAAGUUUUGGUAAUAUUAUGAUAUAUUUAAAUAUAGAUAAUAUUAAUAUUGUUAUUAAUAAUUUUGAUGAUUAUACAAAAUAUAAUGAUUAUAAUAUACUAUGUACAAUUAAUUAUACUUUAUUCCAUUUUUUAUUUAAUAAAAAUAUUAUUUCACUACAUAUUUUAAAUUAUCUAUUAAAAAAAAUAAUAUAUAGUUUAUAUUCAGAUAAUGUUAAAAUAUAUCCUAGUGCCUUUGUAUUAUUAUAUAGCUUAUUUAAAUAUAAUAAAUAUAUAAAAAUGAAUUUUGAUAAUAAUGUGACUAGUAUUAAUUACUUUUUAUUUCAUCUUAUAUUUAUUAAAUUGAUUAUUUUCUCAUUAUUUGAGGAUAAUAUUAAUAUUAGAAAAUCAGCUAUGUCCUUAUUACAGAUAUAUAUAGGAAAAUUUAAUUUCUUUUAUGAAUUAAAAUAUAAAAAUAUAUUAGAUAAUAAUAACACACAAAUUGAACGUACAUAUAUUAAUAAUAAUAAAACAGAAGUGGGACAUACAUAUCUUAAUAAUAAUAAUAAUAAUAAUAAUAACAUUUGUAUUAAUAAUUUAGUUGCAAAUAUUCCGUUAAAAAAUAAUCUACAUAAUCAUGAAGAAAAAAAAAAUAUUAUUCCAUAUUUUACAGAUAAAGCAAAAGGAAACUUAAAUAAUUUAUUAGAACAUAAUAUAUAUAUAACAAAUAGUAUAAAUAAUCAGGAACAUUUUUUUGAUCGUAUGCUAGAUUUUAUUAACUUAUUUUUUAAUCAUUCAGAUAUAAGUACCUAUUACGAAAAUGUUAGAAAUAUGUCAAAUGGAUUUUUAGAUAAUUCUAGAAUAAAUAUUCCAUUGAUAAAAUAUACUAUUGAUAAUAAAAAUAUUAACAUUGAUGAUAAUAAAAAUAUUAAUAUGAAUGAUAAUAAAAAUAUUAAUAUGGAUGAUAAUAAAAAUAUCAAUAUGGAUGAUAAUAAAAAUAUUAACAUUGAUUAUAAUAAAAAUAUUAAUAUGAAUGAUAAUAAAAAUAUUAAUAUGGAUGAUAAUAAAAAUAUCCAUAUUGAUGAUAAUAAAAAUAUCCAUAUUGAUGAUAAUAAAAAUAUCCAUAUUGAUGAUAAUAAAAAUAUCCAUAUUGAUGAUAAUACCAAUUAUCUUAAUAUUUUUUAUGAAAGAAAUCAUAAAUAUAUGAACAAAAUAAAAAGAGAUAUUUUUAAUAAGAAUAUUGAAUUAUUACAAACGUGUAAUUUUAAUGAAUUAAUAAAUUUAAAAAAAUCUAUUAUUAUUAAAACAAAAAUGGUGUGUAAUUUUUUUUUAUAUAAAUAUCCAAUUAUUUAUCAUUUAUAUUCCAAUAAAUUAUUCCAUGAGAAUGUAAAUGUACGAUUAUUGUCUUCUGAAUCCUUAUCUAAUUUAUGUGUUGUUGAUUGUGAUUAUUUUAUUUAUGUUGUUCUUCCAUUUUUAAUAAAAAAAAGUUAUGAAGAGAAUGUUUUAAUAAAACAUGGAUCUAUAAUUUGUAUUUCCAAAAUAUUAUUAAAAUUAAAGAAACGAAUUAAUGAGAAUUUACAAAAUGAUAUAAAAAAUAUUAUUAUCUAUAGUGAAAAAAAAAGAAUUUAUAAAUAUAAAAAAGGAGAAAUCUUAAGACAUUCUUUAUGUUUAUUAAUUCAAAGUAUAUGUCAAUGUAACUAUUUUCUUGUAAAAAAAAAUACUUGCACAUUUUUUAAAGAUAUAUUAAAUAAUAAUUUAUUUCAUUAUAAUGAAAUUAUUCAAUUUGAAGCUUCCAAAAUUUUUUAUUAUUUGCCUAUAUAUUUAUUAAGUAAACAACAUACUAUUGAAUUUAUAUAUCAAGUAUUCUUUAAUAUUAUUAAAAAAAAAAACAAUUUUCUUCAUUUAAAAGGAUAUUUUAUACUCUUAUGUUUUGUCAAUGAUACUAUUAUUCCACAUGUAUGUUCUGAACUUGUACAACUUUUUUAUUAUAUUCUAAAAAAAAAUUCAACCCUUUAUAAAACCAAACAUAAAUAUUUUAUUAAACACACAAAGGAAAAUAUACAAAAUGUCAAUGAGGAAUAUACCAAUGAUUACAAUGAUAUAAAAAAGGAUGUUCAUUUCUUUAAAAAAAUUAACUUUGAAACUUAUCCCAUUGAUUAUAAUAUGAAAAUCUUUUGUUUACUUGCACUCUUUAAUGUUGUCAAUAACUUAAGGAAUAUAUAUAUAUCCGAUUUCUUGAAGGUUUAUACUAAAUGUACCAUAAAUUUUAAGGGCUUAAUUAAAUCCAUAAAUCCAAAAAUUCAUAAAAAAAAAAAUAUAAAUAACAUAAAUAUUCAGGAUAUGGACCAUUUCAGUAAUAGUACAAAUGAAAGUAAUGACAUGGACAAUUGUUAUUAUGAAAUUGAAAAUAAUAAAAUAGAUUGCUUAAAAAAAAAAGCUAGUUACCUGAACGGUUCAGGUAAUAAUUCAUCAAAUGGAAAAGCAUUGGAGGAUAAUUUAAAAAAUGAUAGAUUAUAUAAAAAUAAUAACAUUAUUAAUAAUAAUAAUAGUAAUAAUAACAAUAAAAUUGAUGAUAAAGAUUUUUGUGUUGAAAAAGAUUCGGUGGAUAUUAAUUAUAAUGAACUAACAAUUCCUUUAAACGUUUCAUAUCAUAAAAAAAAAAGACGAAAAAGAAAUACGAGUUUUUAUAUAAAAAAAGAUAUCAAUUUUAUAAAGAAAGAAAUAAGUUGGGAUAAUGUUUUAGAAAAAAGUAAAAAGAAAAAUGGAGGUAUUCAUAGUGAUAUACUUGAGUACAAAUUAAAUAUAAACAAAAUAACAAAAAUAUUAAUUUUAUAUUUACAAGAAUAUGUAUAUGAAAAUGAUAUAGGGGAUUCCCACAUUUUUGUAAGAGAAAUAUGUUUGGGAUUAACCAUAUUUUUAUUAACAUCUUAUCCGUUAUAUUUUUUUAAAAAAAGAAAUAAAAAUGUUCAAAAUGUAAAAAAUAUAGAAAAUAUAAAAAAUAUAGGAAAUGUUAUAAAUAAAUAUAAAGACAACAUUAAACAAAAUAAUGAUGAUAUAAGUAUAUGCAAGGCGGAUACAUGUUCAUGUGAACAAAAAUUAAAUUAUACAAAUGAAAAAUCUUCAGAUAAAAACAAAAAUAUGUUUUUAAGUAAAAAUUAUUUUUAUGAACAAUUUGAAUCUGAUAACAGUUAUGAAGAUGAGGAUGAAGAACAUGUUAGUGACAAAAAAAGAACAGAUGAUAUAUUAAAAAAUGAGAAAGAAACUUAUUCUAUAUAUAUUUUAUAUAAUAUAAAAAAGAAAUAUAUUAAUAUACUUAUUCAAUUAUUAUUAAAAUUAUUAUGUGAGAAAAAUAUGAGAACACAUAAAAUGUGUUUAUUUUUAUUAAAUUAUUUAUAUAACUAUGCUAUAUUUAAUACUAAAGUGAAAAGAAUGGCUACAUUUUCUUUCCAUAAUGUAUUUAAUAAAUAUUGUCAUGAUUUUUCGUAUGAAUUAUUUCUUAAAAAAAAAAUUGAUGAUAAUAUAAGGAAAAGCAAAAUGAAUAUAUAUAAUUAUUUAAAUACUUAUUCUGAUAAUAUUUAUAAUGUGUUUGAAAAUAUAAUUAUUCAUACAUGUGAUUAUUAUCAACCAUUAUAUUUAAAAGAAAAUAAGGACCAAAAUAUAGAAUUUGAAAAAGAAAAUAUACAUAAUAAUCCUUGUUUUUGUAUGUAUGAAGAAGAGAUUACUUCCUUAUUUUUAAAUAAAAAUUAUAAGUUUAAUUUGAUAAAAACGAUAUUUAACAAAAUAAAUAAUUUUAUAUAUUUAUACAAUUAUGCAUUAAAAUAUGCUAGCUCUUCUAUAUUUCAUAAGAAUAAAUAUAUAUCCACGCGAAAAGGGUUAAUUAAAGGUCACACUGAAAUAGAUAAUAUGGAAGGCUGUGAUAAUAUGAAUAAAACAAAUAAUGUGAAUAAUAUGAAUGAUAAUUUAGAUAGUGCAUGUAAGAAUAAUUGUGGAUUUAAUAUAAUCACGGGAAAUGAAAAAAAUGAUGAUUUGUGCUUUGAUUCCAUUUUUGACAACAUACAAAUAAAUAACGAUUUUAUCGAUGAAAUGAAUAUGAGUGAAAAUGAGGAGCAGAUUACUAUAGAAGAAGAAGGAUUAAUAAAAGAUGUUCACUUUCUUUUAGAUAAAGCAAAAAAAAAUAUUAGUGUAGUUAAAUGUUUAGAAUAUAAUGAGACAUAUUUGUAUAAGCAUAUAUUUUACUUAUUAUUUUUGAAUAAAUAUAAUUAUUAUAUAAUUAAUGGUUUUUUUAAUAGUUUAUGUUAUUAUUCUUCUUAUAGUGAAUAUAGUAAUUAUGAAUACACCAAUUUGAUUAAGAAAGGAAAAGAAAAAUCUAUUGAAUUUUUAUUCUUAGAGUUUUUACAAACAUAUAAGAAUAUAUAUACCUUUGGAUAUAUUAGAGAUGACAUAUUAUUUUUGUAUAUACGAUAUUAUAAAAAAUAUUAUGUAAAUUAUGAUUAUUCUAUUGUUGAUAAUAUAAUUUAUCAAUAUAAUAAUAAUAAAAAUAAAAAGUCCCAAAAAAUAUUAUUAUAUCCAUAUAAAAAUAAAUAUGAAAACAUAUUAGAUAAUAAAGAAAAUGAAAAUAUUCAUAUGGAUCAAAAUAUGCAAAAUGUUUUUAACAAGUGUGAUAAUUUUUCUAAUUGUUCAAAUUAUAUGGAGAAUUAUUUUUCUCUUUUUAAUUAUAAUAUGCAUGAUAUAAAUUUGAAAGAAAUAAUAUCAUUAGAAAAGAAGUGUAGGCACUUUAAUUAUUCAUAUAAUAUAUUUAAUAAUUAUAACAUUUAUUUUGAUGGAAAUAUAAUUUUAUUUUAUAAUAAUGUUGAUUGUGAUAAUAUAAAUAAAAGUUUACAAAAAAAAAAAAGAAUGAAAGAAAAUAAAAAAAUAAAAAAAGAGCAACAUGAAAAAAUUGAAUUAUUACCAUAUGUAAAUAUAUGUCUAAUUAAAAUUUUAUAUUUCUUAAAUAAUUUUAAUUUAGUACAAUUAGAAAUAUUUUUAAAGAGUGUUAAUUCAUUUAUUAAAUCAUCUACAAUGAAUAAUUUUGCAGCAUAUACUUUUCUACAUUUUUUUCUUUUAUCACUGGAUAAAUAUAAUUCAUUUGCUCUUAUUAAAACAAUAUCUGAGGUUAUUAUAAAUAUUUUUAUGUGUCCAACUAUUCACAAUAAUAUAAAACGAUUGGCUAUGUUCUUGAUUCUUCAAUUAUUAGUACACAGGUAUCCCAAGAUUCGAGAAUUUACAAAUGAAUAUUUUUAUGCAAAUAUAAAUUUCAUAUCUCCUAGCGAAUUUAAACAUUAUUUAUUUAAUAGUUAUGAAGAUUUAGAAAGUAUUAUUUCUAUAUUGAUAAAUACUCAGUUUUCAAUUAUGCUAAAGAAAGAGAAUUGUCAUAUAAAAUUAGCAGUAGAAGAAAUAUCGACUCUUUUAAAUAUUCCUUAUUAA